AUGAGCAUUCAAGUAGAUGGGCAAUCUCUCAUCAUAAAUGAUUGUGUCUCUAUAGCUGCAGCCAUGCGUCGGGGGUCUCGCUGGUCUGAACAGAGAAAUAUUGGGGUCGCAGCUAUUCUAGGUGGCCAGUUUGGAUCAGACGGGCUGUUUGCUGAUAGUGAUUCGAUAUUAGGUUCUCGAGCCUCCAAGCAAGGCAAAAUCCAUUCUCAUAACUCUUCUUCAGCUUCAAAGUUCAAAUCGGAUGACCCAUUACUGAGUGGUUUGAUACAAUUGAGAUCAAUGUUGAUAAACACGAAUAGUAUCAGUGAAGUCGACAGCCUCACGUUACUGCAACCUUUUCUUAUGGUUGUCAAGUCACCUGAAACAAGUGGAUAUGUUACAUCGUUAGCCUUGACUACGCUACACAAGGUGUUGCGAUAUUCAUUGCUGACGGAGUCUUCACUCAAUGCUGUUAGUGCAUUGCAUCAAACCGUUGAUGCGCUAACACAUUGUCGAUUCCAGAGCGACAACACAUCUGACGAUGCAGUCUUGUUGAGGGUACUUGGUUUACUACAAGCCAUUGUAGAGUCGUCAGUUGGUUAUUUGUUGUCUGACGAUGUUCUUUACGAUAUUAUCCAGACUUGUCUGUCAUUGGCAUGCAAUAAGAAAAGGAGUGAGGUUCUACGAAAGGGUGCAGAAAUGACAAUUUCUGCUAUUACAGUGAAAUUAUUUACUAAACUGAUUUUCAUUAACCCAGCAAGUCACGAUGGUAACCAUCUAGAUACACGCGACCACCAGUUGGGUGAUGUAUCUCAUAGUAUUCAACCAGACAUGAUAGGUGGGACCAUUGAACCUGGAAAUCCUGUUGAUACAGAGCCAAGUGAACAACAUGAGAACUCGAAAAGUGAAAUAGAUGAGCAAAAUGGAGCGAAGAAUCUGGAACAGCAGGAUAUAAGUAACGAGACAAAAGGAAAAGAGCAAGGCCCCCAAAUAUCCUUGAACUCUUCAGUAACUGAUGAUUCUGUUCCUUACGGAAUUGUUUGUAUCCGAGAACAUUUCAAAAUACUUAUUGCUAUAAUCAAUCCAAAAAAACAAUUUGAAACCACUGAAAGUACCAAAGUCUUAGCAUUCCAAUUGAUCACCACUGCUAUUGAAGUUUCUGGAAACGAAUUUCCCAAACAUCCGUCUUUGAUGAAUCUCGUUUCCGAUGAAAUAUGUCACCAUUUACUUCAUACGAUUCAGAACGUGGAAUCGCCAGCGAUUGUCACCCAUGCCCUGUCUCUCUUCUGUACGUUAACUGUGACUCUAGGCUCCCGUUUGAAGAUUCAAAUUGAACUCAUUUUACGGGCUAUUUGCAAUUCCAUUGUCGAGAUAUCUUCUUUAGAGUCAGUUAUGGCUGAGACUCAGAAGCGCGUGUUGGAUACACCAGAUCUUGAAAAGAAAACUUCCAGUAAAUUGGAUGAGACAACUGCUGCUAGUGAGAUUGACCCUGUGGCUUCUUCGCGUCAUGACACUCCAGUACCUGGUAGAUCCCCAGUGUUUAAAGAAUUUUUGAUAGAGUCCUUAUCUGUAUUCUGGACUCGAUCACCUUUGUUUUUUACAACGCUCUAUCAGCUGUACGAUUGUGAUUUUGAUCGAACUGACCUUUCUGUUGACAUUAUCAACUUUCUGUGUCGAGUUUCUCUUCCUGAUUCAGCAACUUUCACAACUGAUAAUGUUCCGCCACUGUGUCUUGAAGGUUUGCUCAGUUUGAUCAACGGAUUUCAUGCUCGGGUCAAGAAUAUGGCAGCCAAGAAGAUCUCGUUAAAUAUGCUGCCAGAUAAUUCCAUUCUGGAAAGAAAGUCUCGGAAGACUGACUUUAUCUAUUGCACGAAAACUUUUGACAAGUCUUUCAAAGAGGGAUUAAAGACUUUACAAGAAAAAGGGUUCGUAGACAAUUCUGAUGAUUUAGAUGAAUUGGCGAACUUUUUCUUUGUGAAGUCUAGCAGAUUGAACAAGAGAACUUUAGGUGAAUUUCUUGCCAAACCAAAAAACCUUGACUUACUUAAGAAAUUUGUCGGUCUUUUUGACUUCAAGGGGCUGAGAGUGGAUGAAGCCUUGAGGGUACUGUUGAAAAGCUUCAGAAUCCCUGGUGAGUCGCAACAGAUUGAACGAAUCGUUGAAACUUUCGCAGAACGCUACGUUGAAUGCCAAAAUUAUCCGAAGGAUAUUGAUUCACAACUUGCCGAUGGUGAAAAUAAUGAGCAUGUGAUGCCUGAUAAAGACUCAGUUUUUGUAUUGUCUUAUUCCAUCAUCAUGCUAAACACAGAUCUGCAUAAUCCUCAAGUGAAGAAUCAAAUGACUCUGCCGCAAUAUGGAAAUAUUUUAAAGGGAACAUACAAUGGCAAAGACUUCCCAGCUUGGUACAUAGAAAAGAUUUAUUAUGCCAUUAAAGAAAGAGAGUUUGUUAUGCCCGAAGAACAUGAUGGUAGUAACAACAAAUGGUUCGACCAGAUGUGGGCCAAUUUAAUGGCUGAGCAAGCCAAUUAUGAUCAUUCUAACGUUCAAGAUCCUAAGUUAUUUACCAAUGAUUCUGAAACAAAAGCUGAAGAUAUCAUUCUAUAUGAUAGAGCUUUAUUUUCCACUUGCUGCACCAAUAUUUUGACAUCCUUGGUGACAAUAUUCAAUGAAGCGACAGAUGAUCAAAUCAUUACAAGAAUGAUUGCAGGAAUAGAUAAACUUGCGUCGGUUGCAAGCUAUUUUGGGCUCAAUGACUAUGUUGACAAGAUUUUGUCUGUUUUAGCUUACAUGUCCACCUUGACUGGUUCUCGUAAGACGUCUCUGAAUCAGCACGAAAAAAAGAGUUCGUCAUCAGACUCUUUUAUUCCAACAACUCAAAUAUUAUACACAGAAUCAGGGAAAACAUUAACUGUCAGUGAAAUGUCUGUAUGGUUUGGUAGGGAUUUAAAGGCUCAAUUGUGUACUGUCGUUUUUUUCAGAAUUUUACAAAAAAGUGGUACAGUUGCUUCUGAGAACUGGAAAAAGUUGAUGGAUGUGCUCAUAACGUUGUUCGAACAUGGUCUCAUAGAUCCAGAUCUGUUUAUUGAAAUGCAACAACGAAUCGGUCUUCGUGGCCUCCCACAUUGCAAGCCUCAAUUUCAAAUUACCAAAUCUAAAGCUAAACAAGAGAGCGGCUUCAUAGCAUCUUUCUCAUCUUUCAUGAAGGGGUUUUCGGAUGAUGCUUAUGAACCUACAGAGGAGGAAAUUGAAUCAACAUUGUCUGCUCAAGAUUGUAUCAAAUCGUGCAAUAUUUCUUCAUUGAUCGAAGGCUUUUCUAAGUCAUCAUCAGAAACUAUUGCAGGCUAUGUCAGUUCUAUGUUUGAACAUCUUCCUCAGAAAAGUCCAAACACAUUUAAUUACGUGCCAAAACUUCUCUUUAUUGUGGAAACAGCAGUAGCAUUAACAUUAAUUUCAGAGGAUGACAAGCUUGCCACUGCAACACUUAAGAACUUAUCGGACUUGACAUUAGAUAUUGAAGCGGACGAUCCCAAUGAACUGUUGAAACCUUGGGCAAUGACUCGGUUGAAUAUUUACAAACUCUUGCUCUUGCAUGGAAAGGGCCAUGAGAAUAGUUUUGUCUUAUUAGGAGCCAUAGAUCAACUGAAUCAACUACUAGAGAAACAUAAAGAAAUUGUUCUUCAUUAUGGUGUUCCAAUUUUAAAACCUCUUCAGUUGUUAGUUGUUCAUGAGGGGUAUGCUCAGAAAGUUUUACUUUCAAAAGAGGAAUACUGGAAUAUAUUGAGAACUUUGGCCUCCUCCCCUAAGCUCAGCAAGUACGUCUGUGAAACAGUGGAAAAGAUUGUUGAACUUGAACCAACUUUGAUAACGGCAGGGAAUUUCAUGAACUUACUAGGAUUGUUAGAUGAGAUCUCCGCUGUGGGAGCUGUAGGAAGUCAAUGGGAGCAAGAAUAUGAUCGCCUGGUAGAAAGUGGUCAUAAUAUUGAGAAAAAUAAUACUUUCAAAGACAUCAUUGAUGUUUCCAUCAAAUCAAUCGAUAUUGCAUCAUCACUUUCACCUCGAAUAGUUACUCCAGCACUGGCUUCUGAAUUUCUGAACCAAGAAACAAACGCACCAGAUGCUCAUCCUAUUUACUCUUUGAUUCAAGCGUUGGCACAUCAAUGUUUCAACCCUUGUCGUCAAAUCAGAUCACAUGCUAUUCAAGUGCUUCAAUCGUUUAUCCUAAACAUUGACUUGGAAUAUCAUGCGAUUGAUGUGGAAGGAGUAUUUCAAUUUGGUCUUUUGCCCCUUCUUGCAGAGUUGAUAAAGUCCGAUGUUGUACGUACUGAUGAAAAGGGGAUGAUAAAGACACAGAUUCAGGCAAUUUCUGCAACUUGCAAAACUAUUCUCAAAUUCCAAAAUGAUUUCACUGAUUUGAAUAAAGUUUUAUCAGAUAUACUUCUGUUGGAGACCAAAUUAAUCUCCACAAAUCAAAACAGGCAAAAUUUCCAAGACGAAACUAUAGAGAUUUUGAGAAACGUUCUCUUGGUAAUGAAACCGUCUCUUGAUUUGGAGCAGUUAUACAUGUUACGACUUGAUGAGACUUUAAAAUCCUUGAUCAAAGAUGUAAGUUUCGUUAAAUAG
Komagataella phaffii GS115 is the source of this 4599-nucleotide messenger RNA. RefSeq names its product Guanine nucleotide exchange factor for ADP ribosylation factors (ARFs). Gene Ontology annotation, molecular function: guanyl-nucleotide exchange factor activity. Gene Ontology annotation, biological process: regulation of ARF protein signal transduction. The transcript has a single exon. The coding region runs from base 1 to 4599 and encodes 1532 amino acids. The record is from RefSeq and is a predicted model, not a curated record. Lineage: Eukaryota; Fungi; Ascomycota; Pichiomycetes; Pichiales; Pichiaceae.